AUGGCCAACCAUCCCGUGGAUUUCGAUUCAACUACAACAACCCCACGAUUAAGCAUGGACGCUCGCAACAACCUCACCGAGCCAAUCGGCCCUAAUGCCGAGAAGGAACUGACUUCAUCGCCUCCAUCAUCUCAUGAUAACCACAACGACAACGACAACGACAACGACCUCGAGAAUGCGCAAAGCCAGUCUGAACCAGAGAAGCCCACCGAAAAGGACAAGGACCCUAAUCUCGUCGAAUGGGAUGGACCCAAUGAUCCUGAAAACCCUCAGAACUUUUCGCGCGUGCGAAAAUGGGUAAUCACUGUGGUCAUGUCCUCCAUGACCAUGUGGAUCACAUUCGCCAGCAGUGUCUUCUCAACUGCAACCCUCGUCACCGCGAAGGAAUUCAACGUCUCGUCUGAAGUGAUGAUUCUUGGUACCAGUUUGACUGUCUUCGGCUUUGCUUUAGGUCCUCUCUUCUGGGCUCCACUCAGCGAACUAUACGGCCGUCGUCUACCUCUCUUCUCCGGCUAUGCUAUCUUCGCCAUUUUUCAGAUCCCCGUUGCCGUGGCACAGAAUGUCGAGACCAUCAUGAUCUGUCGUUUCUUGCAAGGUGUCUUUGGCUGCUCUCCUCUUGCCGUGGUGGGUGGUGCUAUGGCUGAUAUCUGGGACCCCGUUGAUCGCGCCGUCGCUAUUGCCAUGUUCAGCGCGGCCACUUUCCUGGGCCCUACUCUUGGUCCUAUCAUUGGAGGUUUCGUCACCGAUUCCUACCUGGGCUGGCGCUGGACCGCAUGGCUCACCCUGAUCGCCUCCUCAUUCUUCGGCCUCCUUGCUCUGAUCAUCGUCCCCGAGACCUACGGCCCGAAGCUUCUGCAGAUGCGCGCUGCUCGUCUGCGUCGCGAAACCCGCAACUGGGCCCUACACUCCUUCCUCAACGAGCAUGAACCUAGCAUGAGCGACAUCGUCUACAAGUACCUCCUGCGACCCUUCCAGAUGCUGGCCAUGGAGCCCAUUCUGAUCUGCAUUACCAUCUACCUCGCUCUUAUCUACGGUAUCCUCUAUCUCUUCUUCGAGGCCUACCCCGUCUCUUUCUCCGAAGUGCGUGGCUGGGAAUCCGAAGGCAUCGCCGCCCUCCCCUUCAUCGGUAUCAUGAUCGGUGUGCUCUGCGGUGUGACUUUGAUCAUCUACACCACCAAGACCCGUUUCGCCCGCAAGCUGAAGAAGCACGGCCGUGUCGUCCCAGAAGAACGCCUUGUCCCCAUGAUGAUUGCCUCCGUUCUCUUGCCCAUCGGCCUCUUCUGGUUCGGGUGGACCUCGUCGCCAAACGUACACUGGGCUCCCCAAGUCAUCGCCGGCAUCCCAAUCGGCAUGGGUAUCCUGGUUAUCUUCAUGCAGGGCCUCAACUACAUCAUUGAUGUCUACAUGAUGUACGCCAAUAGUGCUAUCGCCGCGAACACCCUGAUUCGAUCCACGCUCGGCGGUGCAUUCCCCCUCUUCGCGACGCAGAUGUAUCACAAGCUGGGCGUCAACUGGGCCUCGAGUGUGCUGGGCUUCAUUACCAUUGCAAUGAUUCCCAUCCCCAUUCUGUUCUUCUUUUACGGCGCGAAGAUCCGUGCCAUGAGUCGCUUUACUCCCAAGUUUUAA
This is a messenger RNA of Penicillium manginii, 1626 nucleotides long. Its product is annotated as MFS transporter. Gene Ontology annotation, biological process: transmembrane transport. NCBI's taxonomy places the organism in Eukaryota, Fungi, Ascomycota, Eurotiomycetes, Eurotiales, Aspergillaceae. The transcript has 2 exons. The record is from RefSeq and is a predicted model, not a curated record. Gene Ontology annotation, molecular function: transmembrane transporter activity. Bases 1 to 1626 code for a protein of 541 amino acids.